This is a messenger RNA of Oldenlandia corymbosa var. corymbosa, 2192 nucleotides long. NCBI's taxonomy places the organism in Eukaryota, Viridiplantae, Streptophyta, Magnoliopsida, Gentianales, Rubiaceae. The record is from the annotation of a GenBank genome assembly.
CUCGCGUCAAUUACGUUAGAUUAGCAACUUUUUUUUUUUCAAACCCUAAUUCUUUUUUCAAGCGGCCAAAGGAGCUAUAGUAUACUAAGUAAUGGCAAGCAAAGGCGAAGGUCCGGCGAUCGGAAUUGAUCUCGGGACGACCUAUUCGUGCGUCGGUGUGUGGCAGCACGACCGAGUGGAGAUCAUCGCCAAUGAUCAGGGAAACAGGACGACCCCUUCUUAUGUUGGUUUCACCGACACUGAGCGUCUCAUCGGUGACGCCGCUAAGAAUCAGGUCGCCAUGAAUCCUAUCAACACUGUCUUCGAUGCUAAGCGUCUUAUUGGAAGGAGAUUCAGUGAUGCCUCUGUACAGAGUGACAUCAAGUUGUGGCCAUUUAAGGUUUUUGCUGGACCUGGUGACAAACCCAUGAUAAGUGUCAGUUACAAGGGCGAGGAAAAACAGUUUGCUGCCGAGGAAAUCUCAUCUAUGGUUCUCACCAAGAUGAAGGAGAUUGCUGAGGCUUACCUUGGCUCCACAAUAAAAAAUGCCGUUGUUACUGUCCCAGCUUACUUCAAUGACUCACAGCGUCAGGCAACAAAAGAUGCAGGAGUUAUUUCUGGCCUGAAUGUUAUGCGUAUCAUUAAUGAGCCCACAGCAGCAGCCAUUGCUUAUGGGCUUGAUAAGAAAGCAACCAGUGUUGGCGAGAAGAAUGUGCUGAUUUUUGAUUUGGGUGGAGGUACCUUUGAUGUUUCUCUUUUGACCAUAGAGGAAGGUAUCUUUGAGGUCAAGGCCACUGCUGGUGACACACAUUUGGGAGGUGAAGAUUUUGAUAACAGGAUGGUGAACCACUUCGUGCAGGAGUUCAAGAGGAAGAACAAGAAGGACAUAAGUGGAAACCCUAGAGCUUUGAGGCGAUUGAGAACUGCUUGUGAAAGGGCAAAGAGGACUCUGUCUUCCACUGCUCAGACUACAAUUGAAAUUGAUUCUCUCUUCGAGGGUAUUGACUUUUACUCCACAAUCACCCGAGCUAGAUUUGAGGAGUUGAAUAUGGAUCUUUUCAGAAAGUGUAUGGAGCCAGUUGAAAAAUGUUUGAGGGAUGCUAAGAUGGAUAAAAGCACUGUGCAUGAUGUUGUGCUUGUUGGUGGGUCAACCCGUAUCCCCAAGGUGCAGCAGUUGUUGCAGGACUUCUUCAAUGGGAAGGAGUUGUGCAAGAGCAUCAACCCUGAUGAGGCUGUCGCCUAUGGUGCUGCUGUACAAGCUGCCAUUCUCAGUGGUGAGGGUGACAAGAAAGUUCAGGACUUGUUGCUAUUGGAUGUCACCCCUCUCUCCCUUGGUCUGGAAACUGCCGGAGGUGUCAUGACUGUUUUGAUCCCGAGAAACACAACUGUCCCCACCAAGAAAGAGCAAGUUUUCUCCACAUACUCGGAUAACCAGCCUGGUGUGUUGAUUCAGGUUUAUGAAGGUGAAAGAACUAGAACCCGGGACAACAAUUUGUUGGGCAAAUUUGAGUUGUCUGGUAUCCCGCCUGCACCCAGGGGUGUCCCUCAGAUCACUGUCUGCUUUGACAUUGACGCCAAUGGUAUCCUAAAUGUGUCAGCUGAGGACAAGACAACCGGGCAGAAGAACAAGAUUACGAUCAGCAACGACAAGGGAAGGUUAACAAAGGAUGAAAUUGAAAAGAUGGUUCAGGACGCUGAGAAAUACAAGGCUGAGGAUGAGGAACACAAAAAGAAGGUUGAAGCCAAGAAUUCCCUGGAAAACUAUGCUUACAACAUGAGGAAUACUGUGAAGGAUGAAAAGAUUGGCUCCAAGCUCAGUGCAGCUGACAAGAAGAAGAUCGAGGACUCCAUCGAUGCUGCCAUCUCAUGGCUUGACAGCAACCAGCUUGCUGAGGCCGAUGAGUUUGAAGACAAGAUGAAGGAGCUUGAGGAGAUUUGCAACCCAAUCAUUGCCCAGAUGUACCAAGGUGCUGGUAGUCAUAUGGGGGGUGGUGCUCCCAUGGAUGAUGAUGUUCCUUCGGCCCAUGGAAGUGCAGCUGGCCCCAAAAUUGAGGAAGUCGACUAAGAAGUGAUUGAAAUCCUUUUCUUGUCCUAGUAUUUCUUUAUUUUAUUUUUUUCAGUACUUGAUGGCUGCCAUGUGCGGCCAUAAAAUAUUUUGUUAUUUGCAUUUGCUGGGUUAUGCCAGCAGUUUUUGAACCUUGAAUAUUUUAUUG